AUGUUUGAUAAUAGCCAACAAAUCACUGACAGAAUUCGGAAUGAUUGCUCCAUUUUCGAUCGUGAUAUACAACGAGAAACGCACUUCGAUGUUAAUGAAUUACAAACAUUUGUUCGAAUUAAUCUGCCGAAAUUGGUAUUCGAACAACGAAAAGCAUAUGACACAAUUAUAAAUGCAAUAUCUAACAAGAGUUGUGGUUUAUAUUUCUUAGAUGCACCUGGAGGCACUGGCAAAACGUUUCUUAUUUCAAUUAUUCUGGCAACUAGAAGAUCACAAAAUAAUAUUGCACUUGCUAUUGCAUCAUCUGGUAUUGCAGCAACUCUUGGACGGUGGUCGAACAGCACAUUUAGCAUCGAAAUUGCCAUUAAAUAUGCAGAAUUUAUUCGAGAGACUCGUUGUUGGAAUGAAGACUUCCGGUUGGAUUGUGAAUAUAACAGCGUUCUCGCAUUUCACGAAGCGUACUUCACGAACGACGAGGCCGAAGUGAACCGCAGCACGUGUUCCGAUGCCAAAGAUGGCAAACUGCCCUGCACAGAAGAUCUCAGGGAAUCCAUCAACAGACGGUGUUCUGGAAUGUCUCACUGCCACUAUGACCUCCUGACUGACCUUCCUGAAAGAGAGUGUCGAUGCCAGGGGAUCAUCGUCCUUCUUUAUUCAUGUGUUCCAGAAUCGAAGUUGGAAAGGUACUGCAAUCUCAAACUAACAGGAACCAGUGGAUACAUCUCCUCUCCCGGUUAUCCUCGAUUCUACCCGAAAGUCUCCAAUUGCAGUUGGUUUCUGGAGUCGUCCCUCCGGCAAGAAAUGAAGCUGACCAUCCUUGAUCUGGACAUAAGACCUGGUGUCCGAACCAAAGGAAACGAAAUAUGUCACGACUCUCUGACUGUAUUGGAGAACAACCAUAAGUUGCGGCAGGUCUGUGGCCACUCUUCCAACAACAUCCCUAUUACCACAACAGGCGGUCGCGUGGAUAUCUUAUUCAAGAGCUACGAGUUCCUGCCAUCAAGAGGAUUCCUCUUACAUUAUAAAUUCAAUGGAUGUCAAAAAUUACCUCCUCCUCGACUGGGUUACAUGGUGUACAGUAACAACCGUUCUGCUCUCUACAUGUGCUGUAAAGGGCAUGUAUUCAAUGACACUCUAUCAAAUUCUUUGCUACUACAGUGUGUGGAUGGGACAUAUUGGAACGGUACAAUUAUGCCGUGUUUACCUAUACAGACAGCACUUCGACAGCGAAGUAACUAUUCAGAAGACUACGAAGAUAUUUACAGGUUAAGUAAUCCGGAUGUUGUUGAAGUAUAUCUCAGCAAACAUAAAUAUAUUGAAGAGGUCCUUAUUCCAGCCGCUUCUGUAGUAGGAUUGGUGUUUGGAAAUGUGGCAAUAAUUCUCCUUAUACAGAAGAUAAGAAAGAAAAGGAAGUCAAAUGUAACAAAUCAUAAUGGUCAAACAAUACCACGACAUUCAAGGUCUGCAAGUAGCUCAGAAGUACCACAAACUCUUCAUGUGCCAGUCACUGUUCCCAUCGAUUCCACAAUUCCACAGCCCAUUCCAAUACCCCAUCCAGUCCCUGUCAUCAGACAAGCACCCAGAGUUCUUAUGACAGACUUAUAGUAAACAGAACUAUGGCAUUAAAAUAACAUCCAUUUACAUUCACAUCAACCUUCAUCACCACACAAGAUACUGGAUAUCUUCUUCCAUUUCCACUAACAUUUGCACAUCAGUUCUUGUAAAAUAUUGCAUCCGUUCACCAUUUUUUUUUUUUUAAUAAUUCAUCUUGAACUUGUAUAAAGCUAUAUUAGCGAUGUGAAAAAGAGGUAUUUUUGAAACGUCGACACCAAUUUCUCAGCAAAAAAAGUGCAUUGACUUUUUUAUUGGAGCUUAACAAGUGACUAAAAGUUUUUAAUGCAAUUUUUAUUUUAUCUUAAUGGCGUAUAACUUACUAUUUAGACCAUGAUGAAUAACUGAAAUUUUGCCAUGAAAAGGAUUCUUCUUAAUAUUAUAUUAUCAAAUGAAUUUUUAUUCAUCCAUUGUUCUAUCAACCAAAUGAAAUUUCAGAUAUUGUUAUAUAAGGUACAUGCUUGAGAAUGUGAUGAUUUAAAACAAUAUACCUCUGACAGUUAUGAUGAUAGUAAAAACAUUUUGAAAUUUUCGAAUGGCAACACCCACUUUUUUUUCUGCGCAAACUGAUUAGCACAUUGAAAAACCAUAAAAUGGCAUUGGAAAGAUACGUGUAUGACGAAAACUGCCUGUGCAAAACAUUUGCAAAGAAGAGUAAAGGGCAAAUGACAAUAGAAGAGAUGAGAAGAGGGGAACUUGUAUUGGAAUUACAAGUUUUCAACAUGUCCACCUUCGCAGGUGCAUGCAGGGGAUUAGUGAAAACAGUGAUAGCAGAAGGAAUCUGUAUAACUUCAUGUUUUAUGGCAUUUUUCAAUUCUGACAAAUCUUGUGGAUUUGAUGUGUACACCUUAGACAAACCCAGAACCAAAAAAUCUGUUGCAGUGAGGUCAAGGGAUUGCUGUGGCCACAAAACUGCAAAGCUGUGAGAGAUGAUCCUAUCUCCCAAAGUCCUGUCACAGCACUUGCCAGAUAUAUGUGGCAACAUAUGGUGGAGCACCACAUGUCAUUAAGGACUUUACGCUGCUGCAAUUGUGGAAUUACAUAAUUCUGCAACAUUGUUUUAUGAUGAACACUUGUGAUCGAGCACAUUUUCAUACUUGUGGAAGUAAUCUCUUUAAAGAAGUAUGGACCGGGAAUGAAUGUUGCUUGCAAUGCCACGCCACACAAUCACUUUAGCUUCAUGUAAAGGCACUGGUGACACGCUGUGAAGAUUUUCAUUAGCCCAGUGAAUGCAGCUCUUGGAGUGAAGAAACGUGCUUCAUCCAUCUAUAAUAUCUGCAGUGGCGACACGUUAUCUUCAUCAUAUCUUAUGAAGAAAAAAUUUGCCAAGUUCAGAUGCUGCUCAUCUUCAAGUUGCAACAUUUGGACAUGCUGGAAUCAAUAUGGAAACAUCCACAGAACAAGGCACAAAAGUCUGAGGACUGAUUUUUGGAACAACCAAACUUAUAACACUUCUUGCAGUAUGCAGUGGGCCUGCAGUAAUCGUAUUGUGCACUUCCAACAGGAACACAUCACCAUCCGGAUCACAGUCUAUGACAUGUGCAUCCAGUACCAUCACAUUUUUUAUCACAUGAUAUAGAGUUUUUACAGACAUGGUCUUGUCUUAGCAUAUGAUUUUGCUGACAAAUUCGCAUGGCUUCAGCAGCAUUUUUCCUACUCAGAUUGAACAGCUUUUUCAAUUCACUACGUCAUUUUCCUAAAAGUGUCAUCUUGUUAGCACAUCUGAACACCUCACUGAAGAAACAAUCUUCCCACACUGAUUAUCAAACAUUUUCCACAAGCAAUGCUUUGCAUAUGGUUUUUUACAAUUGGUGCUUUUACUGUCUAAAAGUUUAAAAAUUCCUCUUCAAUCCAAUAUGAAACUUUCCCAGUAGGCAUUUAAUAGUGCCAGCAUGUUUUGAACUUUGCUGCAUUUACUCCAGCACUUUGUACAAUCUGUACUUUGCAAAUUUAUGCUAAAUAAGGCCCAAUACAUUAUUAAUUUCGUUUGGUUUAUUUAAUUAUUGCAAAAUGCUUUUUAGGGCUAUCUGCCUAAGGGGACAACUUUAAGGCAAACUGACUUCCUGUGAUAUAUGCAAAGUACAUCAAUGCACCUCCUCUCUGUGUUGUCACUGUUCCUUACUGUGUUUCCUUUGCUCUUCUUUGAAAAUGUUUUAUGCCGGCAUUUUCAUCUUAUAUGUAUUGUUCCAAUGCCAUUUACGGUUUUUCAAUGUGCUGAUCAAUCAGGGAAAAAAGUGGGUGUUGCCAUUCAAAAAUUUAAAAUAUUUUCUUUAUUACCAUAACUCAUUUUAAAUCAUAACAAUCUCAAGCACAUAACGUCAAAUAACAAUACCUGAAAUUUAAUUUCAAAUUGUUCAGCAGAUAGGCCACUAGGGAUUCAUAUAUUAUGACUACUCUGUAUAUCUUCAUACAUACUUUUCAAAAUGUAAUUUUCUAAUUCUAUUCUAGUCAUUAUUUUUCACUCUAAAAUUUGAAUAUGAUUGUAUCCAUUUGAAUUUUUAUUUAUAUGUAGAAGUAUAACUCUGGUCUUCAUAAAUAUUUCGUGCGAGUAAAUAUUAAAUUAGUUCAUUUUGAAAUUGAUGAUGAUAUUUCAAGUACAUGUAAUUUCUUUUGUGACAUCAAAAUUAUGUUUUCAAGGAGACACUACAUGCCCCAUUUUUAAAAUAUCAUUUUAGUGUGUACAGUUCUGAAUAUAUUGUGAUUACAGUAUUUUGAGAAAUAUAUAUGUGAUUUGUAUAUAAAAACAUAUGUAAGUAUAUUUUCAAUUUUGUAUAUUUUUCCAACUCUCUUACUAUCAAUUAAUGUAUUUAAAAAUAAAUUUUUAUCCUUGUAUAAUUUAAUCUUCAU
Stegodyphus dumicola is the source of this 4458-nucleotide messenger RNA. RefSeq names its product mannan-binding lectin serine protease 1-like. Gene Ontology annotation, molecular function: serine-type endopeptidase activity. NCBI's taxonomy places the organism in Eukaryota, Metazoa, Arthropoda, Arachnida, Araneae, Eresidae. The record is from RefSeq and is a predicted model, not a curated record.